UGGGAUCUCAUUCAACCUUACGAGCAGAAGGAUGUGAAGGAGGCACAAAUUGCAAAACUUUCCAAGAAACUACCAAAUCUAGACCCAGAAAAACAAAUGGUGUAUAUGUCGUGUACAGCUGCCCAGACUUGCCAGAGAUAUGGCUACAUCACUGGAGACUUAGACAGCUUAAUCGCUGGUAUACGCAACCUUUUAGUGUCUGCAAUGCAAAACAAGCUGGAAAUGAACUAUAGGUAUGUUGCAAGGUCUGGGAAGAAAACUGGCCUGGCGAUCUGCCUCAAAAUAUCGCAUCUGAUACUUACACUUGUCAGUACUUGUGAACACGUUAGAGACACUUAAGACCCCCUUCCCCCAACACCGGGGGCAAAUUGCACCAACGAAGUAACAUCGUUUUUUUAUAUUAUUAUUCAACAGAUGGCUAGAGGACUUCCUUUUUCAUGUCUCCCGUCAAGUCAAAAUAGUUAUUAGAUCAACAAAACUGUCGCACCGACAAACAGAGGAAGAUAUGUCAAGGGUAAAGAGGAGGAUGGAAGAACUGAAAGAAUCUCAGCAGCGUAAAUUUGACGAGCUUAGUGAAUAUCAGUCAGACAUCCUAAAGGAUAUCAUUGCAAAGCUGGUAGAGUACCUCCAAUCCGAAGAGACGGUCAAGAAGUUUUGCGAAUGGUCCCCUGAUGAGGCACCUGAGGUUAAAGAAACCUGGCAGCAGACGAAGGAUGAAGUUCUAAAAUGCAUUUCAAAGAGAACCCAGCAGUUUGUUCAGAACUGGGAGGACGAAACGCACGAAUUUGCGAAUGCUCAGAAUUCACUCGCUAAAUUUUGCUGUGAAAAGUACGAUAUCAUGGAAAAAGAAAUUCUUCAAGUGGGAGAAUACGUCCUUUUGGGCGCAGACGACGCAGACAUCACACAGGAAGAGGAUGCAACUGAAACACCUUCUCGGGCAAAAUCACGAAAAGUUACCGAGGAUACCACUCCAAUCUGGUUCAGACAAGGGCUAGCACCAGUUGUUGUUGGAUCUCCAAUUAAAACGCUUGGUUUGUUCAAGACUGUCAAGAAGACGUUUCAUUAUAGAGGCAAGCGGGAGAGGUAUCAAGAAGACCCAUCUGCUUACAUGUCAAAGAGAUCAGAGAAAUGCCUUGCACUGAUUGGUAACCAAGAUCGACUAUUGCCUUUUAUCAAGGAACAGCUGAAAGAUGCCGUUCAGUGCCUGAGAAAAAUCAAGUAUAAAAUUCCCAAGCUACUGGAAGGUGAUAACAAGUUAUACCAAAAGCUACUUGACGAUGAUAGAAGUAAGGCUGAGAUUGACGAAAUCUACAAACCUUUGGCUAGGCAGGCAAAAUUGUUGAGGGGCGAACUAACCGUCUUUAGUCUCAGGGAAAUGGGAAAGUCGGACUUUACCAGAGAUGAGUUGAAAUGGGAUGAACAUCGGCAGUCAAUCAUAGGAAGAGGAACUUUCUCGACGGUGUACAAAGGAAUCCUUAGUCAGAGUGGAAAACCAGAAGUAAAAGUGGCCAUAAAAGAGUAUAUACAUCCUCUGAGUGCCAGCAACGUGUUGCAUUUUGUUGAUGAGGAAAAAGCUUUAAGGUUUGUUUUAAACGAAGAUUACUAUUCCGUAACCUUUAGCUAACUAAUGGUUUUCGCAAGCGUAAUUUGGGGGGCGAUCAAUGUACAAAAUACCCUGCGAGCAGAGGCUCUUCGAUCUUCCUAGCUAGGAAGAUCGAAGGGUAUGUAAAAAAUAGAAAUAGCCCUCAUCCUAUAUGACUCGACUAUAACCCUAGGGCUAAUUCUUGCAGUGCUCCACUUUUGGUGCCACCGCCAAUCUGACCAAAUAACGGUAAGUAAUCAGUUAUUUCCUUUUUCAAUAUCAUGAUUUGAGGCGUGAACUUAAAGGUUCAUCCUUUUAGCGCAAUUGGAAACUAGCUCGUUUUUUCCUUACACUUCGGUUAGUUAUAAACUUACGGGACAAAUAAGGCCAAGGAGCUUACCUAUUCGAUUGAAUGAAAAUCUUGCUCAUUGCUAGCAAUGAAUAGGCCGCAUGCUAAUAAAGACUGUACAAAAUAUAUGUCCUGAUAAGGGAAGAUUUUUCUAUGUUUAUGAAACUGUCUGGACUAAACUGUUUCUAUUUUGGUUUACUUUUUGUAAAGAGAGUUGCAACACCCUGGCAUCGUAGAAUAUUUUGGAACCUGUCUUCUGCACGAAACACAUGGCACUACAGUAACCAUUGUUUUGGAGCUGUGUGACUGCUCCCUCAGAGAACUAGUGACAUCCCAUCCGGAGAAUGCUCCUGCUAGACUUUCCCAUGAAUCAAGAAGGAAAAUAUUCCUAAACUGGGCUCUGCAGGUCUUGGAUGCCUUACGAUAUAUUCACAGUAAACGAUUUGUACACAGAGAUUUGAAACUGGAUAAUUUACUGGUAAGUUAG
This is a messenger RNA of Porites evermanni, 2418 nucleotides long. The record is from the annotation of a GenBank genome assembly. NCBI's taxonomy places the organism in Eukaryota, Metazoa, Cnidaria, Anthozoa, Scleractinia, Poritidae.